Molecule: messenger RNA, 6990 nt
Organism: Labeo rohita (rohu)
Lineage: Eukaryota; Metazoa; Chordata; Actinopteri; Cypriniformes; Cyprinidae
Gene: tfe3a
Product: transcription factor binding to IGHM enhancer 3a
Exons: 10
Coding region: 355-1980 (541 amino acids)
Biological process (GO): regulation of transcription by RNA polymerase II
Cellular component (GO): nucleus
Molecular function (GO): protein dimerization activity; RNA polymerase II cis-regulatory region sequence-specific DNA binding; DNA-binding transcription factor activity, RNA polymerase II-specific
Source: RefSeq, a predicted model, not a curated record
GGGGUUUUCCAGUCAGAUUUACUCCCCCUCGGUGAGCGGAGAAGAGAGCGAGAUAACUGCUUGCACAUCAGCCAGACUCUGAUAGAGGAACUAAGGACUUUGGACUUCCAAGACUCAUUUAUUUUUCAUCAAGCUCUAGCGCGUACUGAUUAAGAAAGCAUCUGAGGAAACGCGUAGACCAGUUGUGCAGUAAACAGACUAACAUCUCGCUAGCGGUCGGUCCGCUGUUUUAGCCUCUUCAGAAAACAACUAGUUUGAUAUUGUUUGUGAACUUUAGCUUAGAUUUACUAUCGUUCUCGGUUACUCCAACUCGUUUAUUUUGCUUUUUCUAAAUACCUUUUAACACCUGGAGCGAUGUCCAGCCUGCCAACCGUCAGACCCGAGAAGGGCAGACCGGAAGUGGUGUUACCUGGGCAACAAGCGCCGCAUGAGCGUCCUCAGACUGUCUACGUCAUAUUAGACUCCUCAGCCGAAUCUGUCAAUCUCAUCAGCGUUGAACCCCUUCUGCCUGAGUCUGGGAUAGUGGCAGAUAUUGAGGUCGAAGGCGUUUUCUCCAACGAUUCGGACACGUUUUACGAGCUGAAGAGUCAACCCAUCACCUCGAGUGGCUCUCUGGCCUCUGCUGACCCCGUGACCCCAGCCGGCUCCGUGAUGACGUCACGCGUGUUGAUGAGGCAGGAGCUGAUGCGACAGCAGGCUCAGGACCAGGAGAGACGGGAGGCCCAGAAACAGGCCUCCAACGCACAGAGACCCGCUGACGCCACCCCAGCCAUCUCGGUCGCAUCCGCCUUGCCGGCCACCCCGACCCAGGUGCCUGUGGAAGUGCUGAAGGUUCAAACUCAUUUGGAAAACCCAACGAAGUACCACAUUCAACAAGCUCAGAGGCAGCAAGUGAAGCAAUACCUCUCUCACACCCUUGGCAAUAAAAUUGCCAAUCAGACGUUGGUGAAAUCGGCCUCGCCCCAGCCCGCCUCCGCCCCCGAGUUGGCCCCUGCCGCCAGUAGCACUCCCAGCAGCCCGCUGGCUGUGCUCAGCCUAGGAUCAAACAAAGAAGAGAUCGAAGACGUCAUCGAUGACAUCAUCAGCCUUGAGUCCAGUUUAAACGAUGAGUUUAUGACACUGAUCGACUCGGGUUUGCAGCUUCCCAACACGCUGCCAGUCUCAGGAAACCUCCUGGAUGUGUACAGCAGUCAGGGCAUGGCGGCGCCCACCAUCACCGUCAGCAGCUCCUGCCCUGCAGACCUGCAUAAUGUGAAGAGAGAGUUGAGCGAUGCCGAGGCCAAAGCUAUGAUGAAGGAGAGACAGAAAAAAGACAACCAUAACUUGAUUGAGAGGAGAAGACGGUUCAACAUUAACGACCGCAUUAAGGAACUUGGAGCUCUCAUUCCAAAGUCCUCUGACCCCGAGAUGCGCUGGAACAAGGGUACCAUCCUAAAGGCGUCGGUCGACUACAUCCGUAAGCUACAGAAGGAACAGCAGAGGGCCAAAGAAAUGGAGACGAGACAGAAGAAGCUUGAACACGCCAACCGCAGCCUGCUGCUGCGCAUUCAGGAGCUGGAAAUGCAAGCUCGUCUCCACGGCAUCUCGUCGUCUCAGAUCUCUGAUGCCGCGCUGACCCAGACGCAGACUUUAACUCUGGAUCACAACCCCAGCGCUGACCUCUCCAAGACCCUUCUGUCCCUCAACCAGACCACGCCCUCUACUUUCUUAUCUCCGCCUUCUUCCACCUCCUCGGUGGGCGGGACGGUCACCAGCCCUCUGGACCUCGGCACGCUCAGCUUCAGCGAGCUGGACGACCCCGCGGCCUCCGUGUUCAACCCAGCCCUGAUGGCGGAUAUGGGCUUAGGGGAUAUUUUGAUGGACGACAGCGGCGCUCUAUCGCCCGUAGGGGGCGCCGAUCCCCUGCUUUCCUCGGUUUCCCCCGGAGCGUCCAAAACGAGCAGUCGUAGAAGUAGCUUCAGCAUGGAAGAAGACUUGUGACGUCCUCAAUUCGGACGAUAGUUUACACGUUGCGAAUCCUGCUUGCGCGCUCCAUUGUCGGCCAGUAGAGGGCAGUGUAAUCCUAAAGUUUUUAGUAAUCGCUGUACUGUAGAAGUCUGAGAUCCUCAAGACUUGACGCAAGUAUAGAAAGACUUCGGGAGCAGACGCUGACGUUUAGACCCUUGUUUAUCAUCUGGACCUCGGAUAAAUCUAUAGAAGAAUAUAUGUACAUAGAGUAGAUUUAGUGCUAAACAUCUAUUUUGUGUUUUUAAUAUGCAGUUGUUUGAGAAGUAGCACUAUAUAUUAACUCGUGCACACUCACAUCAUGAAUUUAUUAGACAUGUUGGGGGGGAAAAACCCUGAAUAGCAAAAUAAAUGAGUGUUUUUAGAUUCAAACCUCACUCAUGUAGUGGCCUCCAGAAGUAUGAGACUUCAAACCUGGAAUACGCAUGAUUUUAAAUCAUAAAUGAAGCAUUAAAAAAUAGAUUCUGCACUUAAAAGACAAAGCAAAUACUGAGAACUUUUAAAUUAUUAUGCUAAUAAUAUACACUAUCAUUCAAAAGUUUGCGGUCAGUAAGUAUGUUUCAGAAAUUAAUACUUUUAUUCAGAAAUUAUGCAUUAAAUUGAUCAAAAGUGACAGUGAAGACAUUUACGCUACCAGUCAAAAGAUUUUUAAUGUUUUUAAGGAAGUGUUAUUUGCUCACCAAGUCUGCAUUUAUUUGAUCUGAAGUACAGCAAAAACAGUAACAUUUUUGAAAUAUUUUUAUUAUUUAAAAUAACUUUUUAACUGUAAAAUAACUGCUACUCAGCUGUUUUCAACAUAAUAAUAAUAAUAAAUAUUUUUUGAGCAGCAAAUCUUAAUAUUCGAAUGAUUUCUGAAGGAUCAUGUGACUGGAGUAAAAAUUCAGCUUUGAAAUCACAGAAAUAAAUUACAAUUUAAAACGUAAUCAAAUAGAAAACAGUUAUUUUAAAUAGUAAAUAUAUUUAAAAAGUUUACUGUUUUUGCUGUACUUCAGAUUAAAUAUAUGCACUUUAAAAAAACAUUAAAAAUCUUACUGUUCAAAUACUUUUGACGCAUAGUGUACAAUGUUACAAAAGCUUUCUAACGUGAUAAUUGAUCAGUUUUCACAAAAAUAUAAACUUCAAUAUAAAAAUGUAAUAUUGAAAUAUAUAUAUUUUUAACAUUUGUAAUAAUAAGAUGUUUCUUGAGCUGCAAAUCAGCAUAUUAGAAUGAUUUCUGAAGAAUCAUGUGACGCUGAAAACUGGAGUAAUGAUGCUGAAAAUUCAGCUGCGCAUCACAGGAAUAAAUUAUAUGUUUAAACAGUAAAACAUAAUUUAAAAUUAUAAUAGUAUUUCACAGUAUUGGUGUUUUUACUGUAUUUUUGAUCAAAUAAAUUAGUUUAAAAACAUUAAACAAUCUUACUUAACCUAAACUUCUGAACAACAGUGUAAUUUCCCAUUAAAAAUGUUAUAUUAAAUCAUAAAUGUCUCAUAUUUUUGGAGCAGGCUGUAUGUCAGUGUUUACAAUAGUAGCUCAUCAAAACAAAAGGGACAGUUGUGUUUUAUUUCCCUUUUUUUUUAAUGUGUGAGUGUGUGCAUCUGCACGUCGUACAUCCGUGCGUUUGAUAAAGGUGGCAGUAAACCUGUUUCCAAACCUGCUUUUAAUGUCCUCAGGAAAAAGCAACAGACAGAAAAGAGAACAUCCUGUUCAGCUCGGCUUUCAUUUCCUGCUGGGCUUUUUGCGUUCUUCUGCGAAACUGGUGUUUGAUUAUGGAGCAAAUUAAAUCCAGCUUCACGUGGAGGGGCUGAAAGCUUUACAGGGAUCACUAGCGGCACGAAGAAACACUCCAAGAGUCAAAAAUAGCGUUUGUAUCAUGAUCAGUAAGUCAUCAAAAUAAAUGAACCAAUUUUAACUUGAGCUAAAAUGACACAUGCACAGCCAAUUUGAUUUUUAAAACGUACUGAAAAAUUGAAGUUAGCAACUGAAUGUUUUUAAGUUGAAGUAGGUAGAAUUAGUUUCCAAUAAACCUACUGUAUUUGUGCCAUUAAGUUGUUCUCUGGUUAAAUCAGUGGUCAUGUGCUGAUCUCAGAUUGUCUAUGCAAGUACUUUCAUAGUGAAGUAGCGGAGGUUUAUGUGAGCGGGCGACAGUCGUGUUUCCUUUGACAUUCAAAGACCUUUCAGCUCAGAAUCUUGUUCUUGUUCUCUGCCGGAGAGUAACCAAUCAUUACCAUGAAUUUCUUACUGCAGUCCAACAUCUUUACAUCCCCCAGCAGGAUUAUGACGACAUUCAGAAGUUGUUUUUGUUUUCACAAAGACUCAUUAUGCUAUGAAUGCCUUUUAUAUAUGCUUAUAGUCAGAUGCUGUUUUAUAGACCUGUUUUUGAGCUGAAAAGCAAAGGAAAUUGGAAGAAAACCGUUUGUUUUUUAUGAAUCUGUACAGUGAGAUAUGACUGAGUUGAUUUACUGGAUUACCAUGUUGGUUUUGGCAUUGAUUUUAAUAUAUAUAUAUUUUUUUUAAAUUAGUGCUGUUAAAUCGAUUAAUCGCAUCCAAAAUGAAAGUUUGUGUUUGCAUUACACACAUACAUGUAUAUAUUUAAGAAAUACUUACGUGAAUAUACAUAAACACACUACUAGUCAAAAGUUUUUUAAAAGUAAGAUUUUUAGUGUUUUAAGUCUCUUUGCUCAUCAAGCCUGCAUUUAUAAUAUAAGUACAGCAAAAACAGUACAAUUUGGAAAUAUUUUUACUGUUUUAAAAUAAAGUUUUCUAUUUGAAUAUAUUUAAAAAUAUAAUUUAUUUCCGUGAUUUCAAAGCUAAAUUUUCAGCAUCAUUACUCCAGUCUUCAGUGUCACAUGAUCCUUCAGAAAUCAUUCUAAUAUGCUGAUUUGCUGCUCAAGAGGUUUUUAUUUUAUUAUUAUUAUUAUCAGUAUUUAAAACAGUUGCAUAUAUAUCAUUAAAAGCUUUGAGUCAGUAUAUAUAUAUAUAUAUAUAUAAUUUUUUUUUUUUUUUUUUUUUUUUUUAAAUUUUUGUAAAAAUAUUUUUUUAAUUUUAAAAAUUAAUACUUUUAUUUAGCCAGGAUGCAUUAAAUUGAUUAAAAGUGAUCAUAAAGACAUUUUUAAUGUUACAAAAGAUUUUUAUUUUAGAUAAAUGCUGUUCUUCUGAACUGAAAAAAAUUCAGUUUUCAACUUAAUAAUAAUAAUAAUAAUAAUAAUAAUAAAGAUUUUUCGAGCAGCAAAUCAGCAUAUUAGAAUGAUUUCUGAAGGAUCAUGUGACUAGUGUAAUGAUGCUAAAAAAUCAGCUCUGAUCACAGGAAUAAAUUACAUUUUAAAAUAUAUUCAAAUAGAAAUCAGUUAUUUUAAAUGGUAAAAAUAUUCAAAUUGUUACUGUUUUUAUUGUAGUUUGGAUUAAAUGCAGGCUUCUUGACUUCUUCAGAAAACAUUAAACUGUUCAAAAACUUUUGACUGGUAGUGUAUAUGAUUUCUAUUACAUGAAAAUAUAAAUAUAUAUCAUCUAUAUUUCUUAAAUAUAUAUAUAUGCAUGUGUGCAUAUUUAUAUAUACAUAUUAAUAUACACAGUAAACAUGUAAACACAAACUGUUAUUUUGGAUGCGAUUAAUUGCGAUGAAUUGAUUUGACAGCACUAUUUCUUCUAUAUACAGAUCUGAAAAGAGAAGGACUAGUUUUAUUGUGUACGUUAGCAAUAGCAACUUGGGAAACUACUGUAGUUAUGCAACAUUACAGCUCAUCUAUGUGUUGAUGUUUCCUCGUGAACUGUAAUAUGUGUAUAUAUAUAUACAUUAUAAGCUGAUUUACCACAGUGGCUAACAUACAUUCGGCAAAGAGUUUUUAGUUUUUAUGACAUAUAUGAAGUUAUAUCUUCUAUUUAAUAUUAAACGAUAUAUUUUCACUGCUGUUUACUGGAAAAUAAAACUGAAUUGCAUUAAUCUCCACAGUGAUGGAUGGUUUUAGUUUCUGGUGAAGAGGGAAAGAUUUACUUUUCUAAACAAUGUGUAGAAAAUACCUUCUAGAAAAAUUACAAAACACAAAAAAUCACUUGUAAAUCUCUUGUCAUGCUAUUAUCACCAAAUAUUGGAUUCAGAUCGUUUCCUUUCUUGUUUUGCUUUUAGGAACUGAUUAGUCACAGGUCUCAUUCAUCGGAGCAGUUUUUGAGCGACAAGGCAUUAUUUGUGGAUACUUUUGUUGAUAUUCUCUCAAAAACUGAGGUCUGUGAUCAGUCAGUUGCAAAAAAGAAAACCAAAACCUGUGUUGAUUGAAAGAAAUGUUGUUAAAAUCCAAUAUUUGUGAUAAUAUAGCAUAACUAGCAAUGUAAAAUCUCCCAGUUUAGAUUUGGGAUCUAUGCAAUCCCCGUAUUGUCGCGUCCUGUGGCUUUAAGGUGGUUUUGUCUCUUGUAAAGACGUCUGACGUCUUAAAAUGUCCACAGCUGGUGUUCAGCGUCCUCCUGAGAUCAUUGACCGUAGGGAAUCAUCUGUUCGGUGGCUGAAUUAUUGAGUACUUUUGAGUGUAUAUAUUUCUUUGAAGCCUGUAUGUUGGAUGUCCAGUGUUGGGAUUUGGGCAUUUCUUGUGUUUUUGGAGGUUGUGGUGCAGAUUCUGCCUGUUGAAGUGUCCUCAAGUCUGCCAUCAGUUGUGUGGUCGGUGCUGUUGAGAGCUACAAAUUGUCUACGAAUUCAGUAUAAAUCCUUACAAUUGACUGUAUAACUGUCCUGCAGGAAACUAGAGAAGAAUUGGACUGCGUUUACAUUCAUCUCAUGAAUAUGUAUUUGAUAAUUUCCUGUAGAUGUCCACUGUCCGGUCAGACUGGAGCUAAGGGAAUUUUUGUUUGUCGUUUCUUCUGUGUCUCAUAAUGCCCACAGUGCUUGUGGAUGUUUGUUCCUGUAUUUUCUUAGCAACACUGAAACAAGCAACAGUUAUUCUGAUUUCUUUUUGUACUCUUCAAUAUAUAGUUUUUUUUUUUUACUUUUUAGGAAAAAUGUAUAAAUAAAGUUGUAAAACAGC